GUGUUCCGAAAUUCACUGACAAUACAGGAAAUCUAUAGUUUUUGUUUCCGUAACAUAUAUUAUAGAUAUCUAGUAUUCACGGUGAAUUUUGAUUAUUCACAGUGAUUAUUUUUUUUCUUUUUUUUUUUUGUUUAAUUUAAAUACAGUAUAUAAUGAAUAAAGUUUAGAAUAAAAAUCGCUGAUAAUGAAAGUAUUGGAACUCUAUAGCGGCAUCGGAGGAAUGCAUUAUGCGCUCCGUGAAAGUGGAGUUGCAGCAAAAGUUGUUGCAGCAAUUGAUAUAAAUCCUGUUGCAAAUGCUGUCUAUUACCACAAUUUUCCAGAAACUGUUCUUAUGAAUAGAAAUAUUGAGUCUCUUAAUGCGCAGGAACUGAACAAAUUGGAUUUAGAUGCUAUAUUUAUGAGUCCUCCGUGUCAACCUUUUACUCGAUUAGGAUUGAAAAAGGAUGCUUUUGAUAACAGAGCUUGUUCUUUAUUACACAUUUUAGACUUGAUACCGGAAUUAAAAUGUUUAAGAUAUAUUUUGCUUGAGAAUGUGAAAGGUUUCGAAGUAUCUCAAAUGAGGGAUAAAUUAAUAGAUUGUAUGGACAGUUGUGGAUAUAUUUACAGAGAAUUAAUAUUAAGCCCGUGUCAAUUUGGUAUACCAAACAGUAGGAAUAGGUAUUAUUUAUUGGCAAAGAGAAAGAAUUUUGAAUUUUUUUUCAAACAACCAUCGCUAAAAAAUGAUUUACCAUCUGAAUUAUUGAAAUUACUGCCAAAAAGUAAGCAUGCUUUGUUAGCAGAGAAGAAUGGCAAAAUUAAUAUCAAAUCCGGCAGAAUGUGCUACACAUUAGACAAUAUUUUAGAAAACAUUGAAGAAUCCAAAUAUUUAUUGCCCUCGAAAUUAUUACAAAAGAGAGCAUGGGUAUUAGAUAUACGAACAUCUGAGAACAAUGGUUCUUGUUGCUUCACCAAAGGAUAUGGUCAUUAUGCAGAAGGUACAGGAUCUGUAUAUUGCCCAUUUCCAGAUGAAACAAUUAAAUUAAAGUAUAGUGAAGCUAGUAAUUGGGAGAAUAAUUCAGACAAACAGAUGCAGCUCUUAUCGGACUUGAAACUUAGAUUUUUCUCGCCCAAAGAAGUGUGCAGAUUAAUGUGUUUUCCAGAAGAUUUUGAUUUUCCAAAACAUAUUACAGACAGACAAAAAUACAGGUUGCUAGGAAAUUCAAUCAAUGUUCAUGUAAUUAGUAGAUUAAUACUUUUAUUAUGUACCGAAAGUGAAAAUAUAUGAGAAUUAAUAAAAUUA
This is a messenger RNA of Cataglyphis hispanica, 1279 nucleotides long. It is a transcript of the gene Mt2, whose product is annotated as tRNA (cytosine(38)-C(5))-methyltransferase. Gene Ontology annotation, molecular function: methyltransferase activity. The record is from RefSeq and is a predicted model, not a curated record. NCBI's taxonomy places the organism in Eukaryota, Metazoa, Arthropoda, Insecta, Hymenoptera, Formicidae. Bases 185 to 1264 code for a protein of 359 amino acids. The transcript has 2 exons.